AUAUAAAUAACGUCAAAAACGGAGUUCGUAUGAGCGAGUUACAAAUUAUAGUAGUAUAUUUACGUAUUAAAAUAAAGUAUAAAUCAUGUAUACGUACACAUAUAUAUACAUAUGUAUAUAUCAUUAGAAAGGUAUCGACGAUGCGGUUAUUAUAAAACUAAUGUUGAGUUCUUUCGACAUUAGUUUAGUACAAAGAUCAUUAAAUCCAUUUAAAAUAGUAUUAUAGAGGGGUGUUUAGUUGUUUAUAUAACUAAAAGGUCAUUAAGUAAUUAUGGAGGGUAGUUUUUGAAAAUUCAAUUAGUAUAAAUAAGAGCCUUGGGCUCUCAUAUUUCUUGCACCAUUCUCUUGAUUCAAGAGUCUUUCUCUCCUUAUCCCCCGAGCAUUUCGGUCCCUCGUGAUUCGACUUCUCUUUCUGUAGUUUUAGUAUAGUAAGGUGAGCGCUGAAGCGCUGCACGAAUCUUUCUUAGAAAGAUUCAGCGACGAAGUUCUGCCCCUGCAGAGCCCGACUCCUAGCUAAAAUCCCCUUGAAAGUGUUGAUAUGAAGUCACAAUACACUGAGAGAUUUAAAGAGAUGUAGAUCACUAGUGUAAAUAAUUGUAAGUUCUGUUUAUGCUUAUGUUUCUGUAUUAACGAUGACAUCCCAAACGUUUUAAAAUGAAAUAAAUACGUUUCAUCGAAAAUGUUUUAAUAACGUAUUUACCAUGUUUUUCUGGGAAUAAAUUCCGCAACAUUUUUAUAAAAUGAAGUACUCUGAUUUUUAUAAAGCAUAAACAAAAUCGGUCUUUUCUGGCCGUGAAAAUGGGGAUGUCACAGUUGGUAUCAGAGCAUUACUUUAAGCGAACUAGGAAUAUGGAUUUAUUUCUAGACUUAAACUUAGAAUGCUAAGCGAUGAUUGUGAGGUGUGAGCACUAGCUUAUUUUAGGAAUUGUGCCUAAAAUGCUUUUAUGUGCUAAAUACUUGUGCCUGAUAUGCUGUUAGUUGUUCGGAUCUAUGGUUUGUUGCCGACCGGAUCUGGAAACCUUAUGUGUUUAGGAUUCUAAACGUACGACUACGAUAUUAGAACUAGCAUAUAAACGUUUCGGAGUGAUAAGGAUGAUUUAACCGUCAAUCCUAAGUAAAGAUCUGGAUUCACCUUAUUCGGUGUAUAGAUCAAGAUGGCAAGAACCCGUAGUGGAAACGUGAAUGCAAAUGGGAACGGACACCAACCCCCCGUGAUCGAGCAAAUACCAGUUGUGGAAGCCGCUGCCGGACCAAUAACGAUGGCCGGAGUGCAAGCGUUGAUCCAGGCAAUGUUGGAUCGUCAAAUGGAGGAAACUAGACGUUUGCUCCAGCAAAAUCGUGAGGAGGCCACUAUUCAGAUCGAACAGCCCGAGUUGAACGAAGGGCAGACUGAGGAAGGAAACUACAGUGGGACUGUUGGUCAAGUCAACCCACCAAUAGUUCGACAAAACAACCAAGAUGACAAAGUCGAGAGGAAUGGAUGCAAGUACAAGGAUUUUCUGACUUGCAAGCCAUCGACUUUCACUGGAAAGGAGGAUCCGAUCGGGGUCAUGGAUUGGAUCUCGGAGAUGGAGUUAGCCUUCAUGACAUGCGGUUGCAGAGGGAAGCUACAGACCACAUUUGCAGUGCGUCAGUUUCGAGGAAGUGUUGUACGUUGGUGGAAUACCUUGGGGAAGACUUUGAGCCCUAAUGAGCCCCUGCAACUGACAUGGGCAGAAUUUUUGGUGCAAUUCAAACGAAAGUACUGCUCAGCUCAAAACCUGCUUGAGCUAGAGAACCAGUUUCUAACCCUGAAGAAGGGAAGCAUGUCAAUCGAUGAAUACACGAACAACUUCACAGAAAAGAUGGAGUUUGCCUUGCGUCUUGUUCCGGAUGAGCUGACGAAAAUUGACAAGUACGCAAAGGGACUUCCAUGGGAGUACGCGGUGCCAGUGCGUCAGGCUCCUACUCUGGAGGCAACUAUCUGGGCUGCCAAGUCUGUGGAAGAUAUGAUUAAGGGAAGAGCUGCCAACAAGAUUGAGGUUGGCGAAAAGAGAGAGUUUGAGGAAUCUACGAGGCCCAAUAAGAAGAUCAAGUCUGGUUCAAAGGAGUCUAGCGGAGGAGGAAACAAAGUGAAAUGGUGCGAGAAGUGCAAAAAGAAUCACUUUGGGAAAUGUAGCGAAGAAGUGACUUGCUACAAGUGUGGGAAGACCGGACAUUACGCCAACGAGUGCAAAAGGGUGUGUUAUGAAUGCCGUGAAGAAGGGCAUGUUGCUAAGGAUUGCCCGAAAAAGAAAGAGGCGGAAAAACCAAACAUUCCGCCAAAACCGAAGGCAAGAGCAUUCCAUAUGAUCCUAGACGAAGCAGAUGACAAUGCGAGGAUUCAGGAAUGACGGCUUGACAUCCAAGGAUCGAGUUAUAAUGUAGCCAU
Molecule: messenger RNA, 2410 nt
Organism: Lactuca sativa (garden lettuce)
Lineage: Eukaryota; Viridiplantae; Streptophyta; Magnoliopsida; Asterales; Asteraceae
Source: RefSeq, a predicted model, not a curated record